AUGGCAAUCUUGAGCAUAUUGGAUAAGCUGCCCGCUGAGUUGCUAAUUGUCAACGUUUGGCACAAACGGACCGAGCCAUCUUGGGAAGGAAAAAGGGAAAGACUGGUUGCGAAAGAAAAGAAGGGUAGAGCAUUUUUGUGUUUUGCGGACGUUGCUCCUCACCCCUUCUUUCUCCUUCCUUGCGUUUGCGCAUCAGUCGUCCGCAAGUCCUAA
Messenger RNA from Caenorhabditis briggsae, 213 nucleotides. The coding region runs from base 1 to 213 and encodes 70 amino acids. The record is from RefSeq and is a predicted model, not a curated record. The transcript has a single exon. NCBI's taxonomy places the organism in Eukaryota, Metazoa, Nematoda, Chromadorea, Rhabditida, Rhabditidae.